Messenger RNA from Hippocampus zosterae (dwarf seahorse), 3882 nucleotides. RefSeq lists its product as uncharacterized. Lineage: Eukaryota; Metazoa; Chordata; Actinopteri; Syngnathiformes; Syngnathidae. The transcript is spliced from 7 exons. The record is from RefSeq and is a predicted model, not a curated record. Gene Ontology annotation, molecular function: guanyl-nucleotide exchange factor activity. Gene Ontology annotation, biological process: positive regulation of Rho protein signal transduction. Bases 706 to 3792 code for a protein of 1028 amino acids.
AGGUCAGUUGCUGUUUCGAAACAGACUUCAAUGUUUCCGGGCAUACACUCAAUGCAUUUGAGCAUGGUGUGUUUUUUUUUUAUUCGGUACUGAAGUCAAUGUAUUUAUGUUUUGUUUUUUGUUUUUUUGGUCGACCAAAAGUGACUGAACGCAUGCUCCUAUUUGACGUAUUCAUUUUUACGAGGCGCACUUGAACGCAGCACAGUUCCCAAGGAGAAAGCCGCAAAGAAAGAGGUCGCGUGGAAGGGAUCCGACACUCAACGGAUUUUCUUCCUCAGCAUUUUUAUUUAUUUAUUUUCGGGAGGGGGAGGGGGGUGUUAGAAAUACAAAUCUCGUUUUGCUGGCAGGAGCGGCUGGCUUAUUCAACCUGUCCGGUGAACCUGCCCCCACGCCGGGGGCUAAGAGGACCUGCCAUCCGCCUCACGCGAUGGAGGUGACGGAGCACAACUAAUCGACAGCACCCAGAAGAUGUGAGGUACGUUGUGGGAUGCGAACGUCAGAGCUGCCAGAGGAGGAGGGGGGCCGCAGCGGAAGCCUGGAGGCCAGAUGAGAAAAAAAACCCAAAAUGGGGUAAUUUCACGCACCAUUCGAAGAAGAAAUAACACGCUGGCUGUUAGUUAACAAACUGAUCCCUGGGGGUAACUGUGAUGGACCCUGGGGAAAGCCGUGCCAGACGUGAGACCUCCCUCGAGUAACCCCUUGGCGAUGGAACCCUGCGUCUCCCACCUCCUGUCCAGCGCCCCACUUCCCAGCUUCCCCCGGUACCGAGGCGCCGCCAUCUAUCGUGGACCUCAGUGGUUCCCGCUUGCGUCCAGGUGUAACAGCAGCACCUUGCUGUCCAAUUUGAGACAUUGCCCUGGUCAAAAGGGGCCCCCGGACACUGUGCCGGGACGUUCUCUCGAUGUUCCAACGGGGGGCAGGCUAUACCGGAGCAUGGAAAACUUGAACUGGAACCCAGUUCUGGAUUCAGGUCUGUGCUCAUCCAGUGAGUUUAUUGUGGGCUACACGGCCACCAGUCACUGGUACGACGGGCCCCCAGAUGGGUCCAAGCUGGCGAGUCUGGAAUACUACCCCCAACAUAGUCCCCGUAGGAAGGAUGUGCCCAGUUUCCCACAAUUGCUUUUCCCCAGUGGAAUAGAGGAAUGGGACGCCAGGAAAGGUCUGCGGGAAAAGCUUCGCCUCCAAAGUGCACGGUCAGCAACGGACCCUCCGAAGACCCAACCCCUGCGUACCACGGACUCCUUCCCCAUCGAAGUGAACUCGGGGUGUCGGCCGGUGGGCGGCAUGCGUCUGACCUGUCCCCAGGAGAUUAAACAGGAAGUCCUGAGGAGACUUGAACUGCGCCGGCAGAACAGCAGCCCCAACCUGGCUCUCCACGGGGCACCGAGUAGUCCAAAGUCGCGACCGGUGUCCCAAACUGCGGUUCCCAUCUUGGGUGGGGACAACGGACACCGGCAAAGCGUUUCCACAGGCCACCUGUAUAUCCCCACAUUCGAGGAGUUCAAGAGGAUGAGGAUGAAGGAGCGGAACCAGGAGUCCGCAGCAGGUUCCGAGGACUCUGGUCUUCCCACCUCUAAGACCGGACUGGGUUCGCCGAUCCGCACAGGCCCCUCUCCAAGGACCCCAUUGCAAGCGUCAAGUCAGGGAGAAGCCGGCGAUAAUGGGCGGCGUCGGAGGUCCAGUCUGGAACCGGUCGGUUCGGUUCUGUUCCCACCCGGCAAGGACCACAAAGGGCGGCCGUCCAGUUGCUGCCCUGCGCUGCUCCUGGAGGGAACGGACCUGACCAGCUACGGGGCCAAGAUCUACAAAAUGAAGGACGGCCUCAUUGGCUCAGCUCUGGACCUCAUAAAAAAGAGCUGCAGUGCAGACAUUUCCUCCGAGGCCCCCGUCAGACUGUCAGCUGAGCGGGACAGAGACGCCCCCGACGCCCCCCACCAGCCCUCUGCCGCCGUCGCCAUGGCAACCGCGGCAGGAGCCGAGGCUGGCCACCAGACACCUACAGAAGAAGAAGAAGAAGACGACGGCGGCGAAGGCGAAGAAGCGGGAGAAUGUACGCCAGGUGCCUGCCGGCGUUCCAGCUCAGACACGACAUCCGAGCGAUUCCAGGCAACUGGAUCGGAGGGUGCGCAGGAGCGGUCGCAGAAGGCUGACGGGUGUCGCUUGCGAUCGCACCGCAGCUACCCCAUGCCGGCAGAUGCCGCCGGUCGCAAACAGCCCGAGAUGAAGGCCAAGAUGGAGAACAACGCGCCCCAUGGAGGACAUCAUCGGAGGGAGAGAGACAGCGCUCCGGCAGUGCUUCGCGGUCACUCGGAGCCGCCCGGCGAGGAGCGCCCGGCGGGUCCGGACGACCGUCCGGCGUCGGAUCGCCGGAGGGCCCGCGCCCGUCAUCACCGAUGGAGCACCAUCAGUAGCCUGAGCGCCGACAGCGGCGUGGUGGGUCUCAGCGAGGAGGACGACAACGGCGCCGAGCCCCGGCGGCGGCGGCGCGGCGUGGAAGUGGAGCGGGCCGACAGCGGCAUCGGACCGGGUCUCUCCCGGGCCUGGAAGAGACCCUCGUUGUGCAGCGACUGCGGUCGGCGAGACGAGACUUCGGAGGGCCGCAGCGCAUGCGAGCGUUGCGCCAAACUGCGGACGGAACGUAAAGAAGCCGUGUUGGAGUUCCUGAACACGGAGAGCAGCUACGGCGAGGACCUGAGGAUCAUCAAGGAGGAGUUCUACGGACCCAUGCGCAGCGCCGGCCUGCUGGGCGCCGAGCAGCUGGCGGUGGUCUUCGCCAACGUCCAGGAGUUGGCGGACGUGAACGAGAGGUUCACGGAACAUCUGCAGGACGCCAUUGAACAUGCCCUGGACCAGGGAGAUGAGGAUCUGCUGACGGUAUCCGUCGGCGAGAUCUUCCUGGAGUUCGUGAACAUGCUGCCGGCCUUCCAGACGUACUGCCUACAACAGUCGGCCUCGGUGAACAUGCUCAACGCGCUGGAGAAGGAGAAGGAACUGCUCAGGAUCUUCCUUGACGUCUCCCAGAACGACAACACGGCGUUGCGUCGCAUGAACCUGCGCUCGUUCCUCAUGGCGCCUCUUCAGCGUGUCACCAAGUACCCUCUGCUGCUCAGCCGCCUCCUCAAAGUCACUCCGGAGAAGCACCCGGAAUUCGGGAGGCUCCGUGAGGCCAAGAACCGCGUGGAGGCCCACCUGGAGCACAUCAACACCAAGACCAAGCAGCAGGACGGGAACGGUAUGGCCUCCUGGUCCCUGCGAUCCUUCCGCCGCGACAGCCGCAAGAAUCGGGAGCCGGUGGACGCCGAAAUGCGGGAGGCGUCCAUGAAGACUCUGGGUUGGACCCGGGAAGACACCCGCUUCGUCAUGGAGGGACCCUUGCAGCUCUCGCAGCCGGCCGACGGGCAGUGGGUGAAGAAGGGGAGCAAGGCGCUCAAGUUCCAAAACGUUCAGAGUCUGCUCAUGGUGAGGACGCGGCCCGGGGCGGAGCAAGCGGGAGAAAGCGUCCAAGACGGAGUUCUGGUUCUGAUCAAGGACAAGAGCAGCGGCAAGUUCGCCGUCAUGCGCGAGCCAAUCCGGCUGGCCAACUGCGUGGUGUCCAUGGACCCCGAGUGCCAGGAUACUUUUGAGGUUCUGGACAUCCGGCGGGAGUCGUUUGUUUUUCGGGCCACGGACAAGUCCCGGACGCAGAACUGGUUCCACCAGAUGAAGAGGUACGCUCGGGACUUGGGAACCUGGCGCAAGAGACGCAACGCUUUGCCCAAUAUCAUGAUCAACACCAAUCAAAGUCGGUCCUGAGCGAGGCCUUUUUCCGCUAUCGAUAGACCGCCCCCCAAAAACUGCAAUGUGACACCAUGCUGUUGCCUCACCGACACCCCACCCCCCACC